AUGGCCUCCCCGCCGCCGUCAUCUCAGUUACCACCACCACCACCAGCAUCUCAAUCUCACUUCGCCAAGUUCGACAACUUCACCCCUGACGACCACGCGCCCUUCGACGACGAGUUCGCACGCCUCGCGUCGUCGCAGCAAUGGGUCCCCGGCUCUCAGGAGUACACAAAGGAGCGCACGAUCGCCAUGCGCGAGGAGCUCAAGUUCAGCUUCUUCUCCCUGGCGCUGCCAGCGGCAGGGGGUGGUGAUGAUGAACUCACUCCGCAGCAACUACUAGAAGGAUACCAGCUGCUCUGCGAUGAGGUCCGCAUCCCCCGAGGAGAGUCUGUCCCGGAGUGCAAGAGGGCGCUGAAAGCCACGCUGGUCAACAUAAUUGACCUCUUGAAUGUGCGGAGAACUGGUGGCGCUGUCGAGGUGUGGGACAACUUUGACGCAUUUCGCACGUACACCCUUGCGGACGGCCAACGGAUCGACAAGGAGGAGGCCAAGGCGGCGCCGGGCAUCCUCGCGUCGCUGUUGCAGAAUUUCGGGCGCGGGAGGAAUGUGUGGGUCCUCAUUAGUCCCUAA
Microdochium trichocladiopsis is the source of this 567-nucleotide messenger RNA. RefSeq lists its product as uncharacterized. The record is from RefSeq and is a predicted model, not a curated record. Bases 1 to 567 code for a protein of 188 amino acids. The transcript is spliced from 2 exons. NCBI's taxonomy places the organism in Eukaryota, Fungi, Ascomycota, Sordariomycetes, Xylariales, Microdochiaceae.